AUGUCGUCUUUAGAAUUUCCCGAUGUACUUUAUCCAGAAUAUUUAACUUGUAGUGAUCAACCACAUGAAAUCUUACUUGAUCAAUGGCCUUUAACAACUAUGGAUUUAACAUUAGAUAAAAAUUUUGUUAUGCAAAAAAUAGCUUCAUCACAACAUACAUCUACUAUUCGAGCAACUACACCACCAUUUACUUAUUCAAUUGCAUCAGAUGAUUUAACUCAUAUGAAUAAAUAUACAUUGUCGACAAAAUAUAAAAAUAAUUCAACUCAUCUUAUUACUAAACAAAAUCAUCUUAUAUAUGUUACAAAAAAAAAUCAAUUGAAUAUACAAUCAUUAUCAAAUAAUAUCUAUGAUGAUAUUUGGUCAAAUACAAUUGAACAUUUAUCUACAUUAGAACAACGAAAAUAUAUUAUACAAUCAUUAACUUCUAUUAAAUUAUUAGAUUGUACCGAAGAAAAUGAACAAAUAUUAAAUAUUGCUCUUGCUGAUCAAAAAGGUUUAUCAUUUUAUUCAUAUAAUCCAACAACAAUAACAUCAACAUUAACUUCACAUAUUAAAACACCUGAACAUACAUCAAUAUUAUCUUUAUCUUUUAAUCCAUAUAUAACAUCAAAUGCUAUAAUAAUUGAUAAAAAUUAUCGAAUAUAUUUACUUGAUGAUGGUAUAUUUACUUAUCUUCAUCAACAAAUUGAUGAAAAAAUUCAUUCAUUAGAUAUUUCUCGAGAAAUAUACCUUGAUUGGGAUGCUUCACCAUUUUUAUAUACAAUAGCUGAUAGUCAUAAUGGUUCUUGUCAUUUAUUUGAUAUACGUUUACAUAAUGAAUCAUUUAAAGAACUUUUUACUAUUAGUAAUAAUCAUUCAUAUUUAAAUAAAACAGAAAUUAUUCGUGGUUAUGAAACAAGUGUAAUAAAUUCUUAUCAACAUAUAUUUAUUACAGAUUAUUCAUUAAUUAUAAUCGAUUCACGAAUGCCAAAUAGAUCAGCUAUACAUUCAUAUCAUGAAUUAUUACGACCACCAACAUCAUUUACACAAAUUAAAUCAAAUAAUCAACAUAUUAUUUUUAUUAAUGAUGAAUAUAAUACAAAUGUACUUGAAUAUAAUACUGAUAUACAUCGUCGUUUAAUACAAAUAAAUCCUUGUUGGGAACUUUGUCCUAUAUCAAAUAGUCGAAUGUAUUUAAUAAAUAAUAAUAAAUAUAAGAAUAAAGAAUUAUUAUUUGCUAAAUCAAUGUAUUUUGAUAUUCCUAUACGAGAUAUGGUUGCUGUAUCUAAUUCAAUAAAUUCAAAAUCUUUUCUUCUUUUUCAAUUAAACAGUGCUGGUAAUAUACAUGUACAACUUUUUGAUGAAUGUAAUGAUAAAAAUGAAGAAAAAACAUGGAAUCCUGAUCCAGAUAAUUUAUUAAAACAACCACCUGAUUGUUUUCAACAAGCAAAUAAUUAUUGGUCAACAAAAUUUUUAUCAUUAUUUCAAUGUCAUGAUUGUUUAACAUAUAAUGUUGAACCAACAAAUUUUACUAUUUUAACACCAUUACGUGCAAUAACACAAACAUCAUUACGUGAUUUUCCAACAUUUAAAAAUGAACAUAAAUCUGCAGAAAAAAUAAUAUCACCUGAACUUUUUGAAUGUCCAACAUGUAGAUGUAUGCCAAAUCUUAAAACAAAAGGACAAUUAUCUCGUGCAAAAAAUUGGAUUCAAGAUAUGAAAUCACAAUUAGAUGAUGUACAACAAGAAUUACCUGAUACAACACAAACAACAACAUUUAAUUGGAGACAGAUAUUUAAUUAUGAUGAAUUGAAUGAAGCAAAUGAAGAUUCAACAUUAUGGGAUGAAAUUCAUCGGCCAUGGCUUCCAUCAAAAAAUAGUAUUAAAGAUGAAUCAUUUCAGUCAUCAUUAGAAUGA
Messenger RNA from Rotaria sp. Silwood1, 1899 nucleotides. The record is from the annotation of a GenBank genome assembly. NCBI's taxonomy places the organism in Eukaryota, Metazoa, Rotifera, Eurotatoria, Philodinida, Philodinidae.